AUCAUCGUCUUCAUUCAUUGAGAACACAUCUAGGCCAUCAUAUUCCGAAGACUUCACCUUUCUCAAUCACCUCAAGGUCAACAACAAAAAUGACAACUCACAAUUCAGAUCCAUCAUGCAUCUUUUGCAAGAUUAUCAAUGGUCAAAUCCCUUCAUUCAAAUUAAUCGAUAAUGAAACUACUUUUGCAUUUCUUGAUAUAAAUCCUAUCAGUCAUGGCCAUGCUUUAGUAAUACCAAAACAUCAUGGUGCUAAAUUACAUGAUGUACCGGAUGCUGCCCUUAAAGACCUCCUUCCUGCUGCAAAAAGCAUCGCAAAGGCAAUGGAUUUGAUCGAUUACAAUGUCUUACAAAACAACGGUCGAAUUGCUCAUCAAGAAGUCGAUCAUGUCCAUUUCCACAUUAUCCCUAAGCCUGCGCCAUCAGAUGAAUCUGGUUUAGUAAUCGGUUGGCCAGCAAAAUCACCCGAUAUGGGUCAACUUGGGGAAUAUGCAAAAACCAUCAAAGAAAAAAUUGAUUCUGCAAAUUGAUUCGUGUAAAUAGGUAUUAAAAAAUUUGGAAAUCGGAGAUUGCUGAGCAGUUUUGCUCGGGCACGUUUUC
Molecule: messenger RNA, 597 nt
Organism: Melampsora larici-populina 98AG31
Lineage: Eukaryota; Fungi; Basidiomycota; Pucciniomycetes; Pucciniales; Melampsoraceae
Exons: 5
Coding region: 90-527 (145 amino acids)
Biological process (GO): nucleotide metabolic process
Molecular function (GO): catalytic activity
Source: RefSeq, a predicted model, not a curated record